UUCUUUUCUUGAUUACCUUCCUCUCCUAGAUCACAGGAAGAACGUACGAAGAACAAGGAGCGAAACUAAUAUCAAUCAAUUAGUUUCUCAUUCGUUGUUUCUGUGUUCUAAUUAAAUUAAUUCACGAAACUUAAUUAAGGCAGGUGACAAACACAUUGAGGUGCGGUGGAGUUUUACCUUCAUAUGCAUGUAUAUAUAGAAUUCUUUAAGAGAAGACUGCUGCAGAGCUACCUAUAAAUCUGGCUGGCAAGAAGCCAUGGCUCAAGCCCCUUCUGCUCCUCCAAUGCCUCCAGCGAUGGGCGGUUCCCAUCAUGGUUCUCAUCAUGGGGUGCAUCAUGCUGCUCCUGCAAAGCCUCGAAAGGAUGCAGGUGUAGCGAAAGCUUUGUCAACGAAUAAUGUGGGUUUAAUCAAAGCAUGGGAAGAUAGCGAGAAGGCAAAAGUGGAAAACAAGGCAAAUAAAAAGUUAUCUAAUGUUGGAACGUGGGAGCGCAGCAAGCAAGCAUGUAUUGAAGCGCAGCAAAGGAAGUAUGAGGAGAAACUAGAAAAGAAGAAGGCAUUGUACUUUGAGAAGAUGCAAAACAAAAUAGCUGAACUCCAUAAGGAAGCAGAAGAGAAGAGGAUGAUGGUUGAAGUUGCAAAAAAUGAAGAACGUCAAAAGGUAGAGGAGAUGGCUGAGAAAUACCGUGCAGCUGGGCAUACACCAAAGAAUAAGAUGUUACCAUGUUUUCAUUCUUGAAAAUUUUAGAGUUAUAAAAUCAAUUUUCUUCAGUCACUAGUGCAUUUGUAGUACAGAACAUUUUGUAAUGCUGGAGUUUGCAUGUUGCUAUACAUAAUUAAU
Molecule: messenger RNA, 838 nt
Organism: Rosa chinensis
Lineage: Eukaryota; Viridiplantae; Streptophyta; Magnoliopsida; Rosales; Rosaceae
Product: remorin 1.4
Exons: 5
Coding region: 257-736 (159 amino acids)
Source: RefSeq, a predicted model, not a curated record